CUGAUUGAUUGAAAAACCACCUGUCAAAACAAAAAAAAAAUGGAAUCAAGAAAUUCAUUGGAUCUUGAAGAGAUUGUAUCGAAUGAAUUGGAUUCACAAAUAGAUUCAUCAAACAACAACAACAACAACAAUACAAUCGGAAAUGAUCAACAAAAUUCCAUCAGCAACAACAGCAGUGCAACAUUGAUAAUUAAUCAAAAUAUUCAACAAAUAUUUGCUGAUCGUAUACGUUUGGCUGCAAAACGUAUACAAACAGGUGAUUAUAAUGGUGCCAUACGUUUAUAUAGUGAAGCAUUAAAAUUGGAUCAUUCAAAUCAUAUUGUUUAUGGUAAUCGUUCAGCUGUUUAUUGUCGAUUAGGACGUUAUGAAAAAGCAUUGAAUGAUGCAAUCAAAGCAAGAGAAUUGUGUCCAAAUUGGAGUAAAGCUUAUUAUCGUCAAGGUAUUGCAUUACAGUUUCUACGUCGAUAUCCCGAUGCAUUGGCAGCAUUUGCAUCCGGUCUGGCACAGGAAUCAAAAUCUACACAACUUUUAUCUGCAUUUGUUGAGACGGCAAUGAAAUCACCAUUACGUGCUACAUUGGAACCAAUAUAUCGUCAGCUACAAGUGAUGAAUUUUGAUAAAUCACCAUUUGUAAUAACAUCGGUUGUUGGACAAGAAUUAUUAGCUGCAUCACAUUAUGCUGCUGCUGUUGUUGUAUUGGAAUCAGCAUUACAAAUUGGUUCUUGUUCAUUGAAACUACGUGGAUCUGUAUUCUCGGCAUUAAGUACAGCAUAUUGGACAUUGAAUGAUCUAGAUCAUGCAAUAGAUUAUAUGCAACAAGAUCUACAGGUUACAAGAGCAUUGGGUGAUAUUCUUGGUGAAUGUCGUGCACACGCUAAUCUGGGUUCAGCUUAUUUUGCUAAAUGUAGCUAUAAAGAAGCAUUAGCAUCACAUCGUUAUCAAUUAGUAUUGGCUAUGAAACAUAAACAUAGUGAACAAGCUGCUCUAGCACUUACAUCACUUGGUCAUGUUUAUUCAGCAAUUGGUGAUCUAAAAAAUGCACUAUCCAGUCAUCAACAAUGUUUACAGAUUAUCAGACAACUUGGUGGUGAUCCAUUGGCCGAAGCCAGAGAAAUCGGUAAUGUUGGAUCGGUUCAUUUGGCUGCUGGUGCAUUUGAAAAAGCAAUAGAAUGUCAUCUGGAACAUGUAAAAUUAGCCAAAUUAUUGGGAAACAAAACAGAAGAAGCAAGAGCAUAUUCUAAUCUUGGUUCCGCUUAUCAUUAUCGACGUCAAUAUGAACAGGCUAUUCAAUUUCAUGAACAAGUAUUACGAAUAUCACAAGAAAUUGGUGAUCGAACCAUUGAAUCGAAAGCAUAUGCCGGUCUAGGACAUGCAUCUCGUUGUAUGAAAGAUUAUAUACAGGCAAAACGUUGGUAUGAACGACAAUUGGAUGCUGCAUUGAAUACAAAAGAUCGUACUGCUGAAGCUAAAGCUUGUUCAAAUCUAGGAAUUGUUUAUCAAUUAUUGGGUGAUCUAGAUGGUGCAUUAAAACUUCAUUGGUCACAUUUAAAUAUUUGUAAACAGCUGAAUGAUCAUGCUGGAAUCGGACGAGCAUAUGGUAAUAUUGGUAAUACAAAUUUGGUAAUGAAAAAACCAGAAGAAGCAUUAAAAUAUCAUAAAAUGGAAUUACAGAUUUCCAAACAAAUACAUGAUCGUGUAGCCGAAGCAGCUACACAUGGAAGCAUUGCAUUAUGUUAUCAAUCAUUGUCAUUGCUGGAUCAAUCAUCGAUACAUUUAAAUCUACAUUUAAAUAUUGCACGUGAAAUCAAUGAUAUACAAUGUGAAGCACAAGCACUUUGUAAUCUUGGAAAUUUUCAUCAAUCAAAUCGUUGUUAUGAAAAAGCAAUCUAUUAUUAUGAACAUUAUCUUCGUACAACGCAAACUAUCGAUGAUAAAGAUGGUCAAACUAAUGCAAGCCAUUAUUUAGGUGUAGCUAAUUUAUCAUUGAAACGUUAUCAAUUAGCAUUGGAAUAUUUUCAAUUUGAUUUGAAUCAAUCUAAACAAUUACAAGAUCGUGAUUAUAUUUGUCGUGCAUAUUGUCAUCUUGGUUUAGUACAUCAAGCAAUGGGCAAUCUAGAUGAUGCAUUAGAAUGUCAUAAAUAUUAUCUAUGUCUAGUACAGGAUGACCAUGAUGGCCGAUUAAAAGCAAUGGGUUAUAUUGGUGAUUUACUUGCACAACAAGGUAAACAUAUGGAAGCGAUUAAAAUUUUGGAAAAAAAACUUUCCUUAUCCAGAUCAGCUAAUGAUAUAGUAAAUGAAGCAAUGACAUUGCAAUCAAUGGGAAAUUGUCACCGUAUCGUUGGUGAUUGGGAACGUGCAUCGGAUUUUUUUAAACAAGAAUCCAUUCUAAGACAACAACAAUGUUUACCAAUUGAUAUUAAAGAAGAAAUUCGUUCCUUGAAUGAUUUAGGUGAAUGUUAUCUAAAAUUGAAUAAUUAUCAAUUGGCAUUGAAAUAUUUUAUGGAACAAUUAGAAAAAUGUGAACAAUUUCGUAGUAGUAGCAGCAGCAACAACAACAACAACAACAACAACAGUAUUGAAUCUGAAUCGAAAACAAUAAUCGAUGAUGAAUAUGAUUCAAAUGGUUAUUAUGGUCGACGACUGCGGCGACAAUUAGAUACUGUGAUUAUGAAUGAUGAACAAAUUGAAUCCUGUCAAAUGAUGGCCAAAGCAUUACAUAAUGUAGCCACUACAAGAUUCCAUAUGAAUCAUUAUGAAGAAUCGGCCAUUUAUUAUGAACAAGAAUCAACAUUGAUCCAGGAAACAAUUGAACAAUUUGAAAAGAAUAAAAAUCAUACAAUCAUUGCGAUGGUAUCGAAUGAUGAAACAGCAGCUGAUGAAACGAAUGAUUCAAAUAAUAAUAACACUACUGCCAACAACAACAACAACAACAACACCAAUGGCCGUACAGAAAUAAUAGCAACAAUCAUUGAUGAUCUUAUUGUUCGUAAUGUCAAUUGUUUACGUUCAAUUGGUGAUUGUCAUUUUGCACAACGACGUUAUGAUGAAGCAAUCAAAUUCUAUACGGAUUUUGUUUCCACCAGUAAAUCAUUGAUUGAUCAAGAACAUGUUUAUUGUUUAUUAGGUAAAUGUUAUCAGCUGGUCAAUAAUCUACAACAAGCAUUGGUUUCAUAUGAAAAACGUUUAGUAAUUGCACAUGAAAUUGGUUGUGAUCAAACCAAAGCAAUGGCAUAUGGUGAACUUGGUCAUCUACAUCGUUUACUUGGAAAUUAUGAACAAGCAAUCACUUGUUUUAAACAUGAACAAGAAUUGGGUAAAAAGAAUCAUAAACAACAGCAGAAUGACCAUGAUAAACAAAUUGUUGGUCCAAUUAAUAUUGGUCUAUUGAUUGAAGCUGAAGCUCUUCAUGGACUUGGUUGUGUUGCACAAGAAAUGCAUGAUUAUGAACGUAGUCUUAAAUAUCAUUCAUCAGCAUUGGCUAUUGCACAGGAAAUUGGUUCAUUAGAAAUGGAAUCACGUGCAUAUGGUGCCAUUGGUAGUGCCUAUAAUGCACUUGGUAAUCAUGAAUCGGCAAUACGUUAUCAGGAAAAAUAUCUUUCCGUUGCACAGAUGAUUGGUGAUCUAAAUGCACAGGUUUCUGCACUAUCAGCAUUGGGUAAAAUUAAUUCAUCCAAUAGUAAUUAUCAACAAGCACGGCGUUAUUUUCAACAAGCAUUAUCAAUAGUUGAAAAUCAAAACAAUCAGAAUCGUAUUGGUUAUCGUGAUGAAGAAGAAGCACGAAUCUGUUAUGAACUAGGUAUGGUAUUAUGGGCAAUGAAUGAAUUAGAAGUGGCUGAAACACAUUUACGACGUUCAGUGGAUUUGAUUGAAAAUUUACAAAAUCUUAAUUCAUCCAUAACUCAAUUGAUGAUUGCACCGAUGAUGAUGAUUUCCAAUUCUUUAAUUUCCAAUCAUUAUGGUAAUUCAUCGUCAAUAACAAACACGACAACGACUGCAACGUCUACAACAACAACGACAACCAUGACAGCAGCAAACGGCGGUGGCUGCUGCGGAAGUAGUACUAGCGAUGCAUCAUCAUCAUCAACAUCAUCAUCACAUUAUGGUCGAAUUCAUUGGCAAAAUCUAAUGAUGAUACCGACAACAUCAACAACAAUAUCACAACCACAUCAUCAUUAUCUUCAUUAUCAAGGUGCAUCAUAUGAAGCAUUGAUCAAAAUUUUAAUUGCAUUACAGCGACCAACCCAAGCUUUAUUGAUUGCUGAACGUUCACGUAUACGAUCAUUUUCAAAAACGAAAAAAGGUUUUCGUGCAUUUUCCAUCACCAGUAUCGAACAAAUUGUCGAUAUGGCUCGUAGUCAGAAUGCAGCCAUUCUUUAUUAUUCAAUGACAAUUGAUGGUAGAUAUAAUUCAUGGCUCAUCACUCCGGAGCAAGUUCAUUUUGCGUCAUUAUUAAAAUCUGAUAGAGAGAAAAUUUUACAAUUGAUAAAAAAUGUUCAAAAUUCACUGUUUGUUCAGGAAUCAAAUGUUCAUGAUCCUCCUCAUACAACAACUGCCAAUCGAUCGAUUGAUUCGACAAUAAUUGCCGAUCAUGAUGAUUAUCCAGAUACAUCAUUUGAACGUUCAUCAUCGAUGCAUCACUUAAGAAGAAAUCAUUUUUUAAAUUCAUCCAAUUAUUCAUUAAGUUCAUUGUUUUCAUUAGCAUCAUCAGUAACGACAACAUCGACAGCUUCAACAACAAGACUACGGUCAUUACAUCGUUCAUCAACAUCUACAAAUGUUAAUUUAUCACAGCGAAAAUCAUUUGAUCAUAGUGGAUCAUGUCCAUCGAAUAUUGAUUCACAGGAAUCAUUAUCAUCAUCACAAUUGGCCGGCAAAAUGAAACGUUCUGCUAGUUAUCGUUAUCUGAAUCGUAAUUGGCAAGGAUUUUCAGCUGCCACCGCUUUAUAUGACAUCCUGAUUGGUCCAUUUCAAAAUCAAUUGGAUCAAAAUGAAUCAACUAUCAAUCAAUUAUUGUUAGUAUUGGAUGGUGACCUAUUCUUGGUUCCAUGGAAUAUGCUUCGCAAUAAAGAUGAAGAAUUUCUAAGUGAACGUUAUUCAUUACUUGUCAUUCCAUCAUUACAUGUUUUACGUGGUGAUCAAAAUACGAAAACAUUACGAAAAAAAUCUGAUGAUUCUCAUUCAACAAUAACAUCGUUGGUUGUUGCUAAUCCAACAAUGCCAAAUAAAUUAUCAUCCAUCACCACUACUACUAAUGGAUCUGGAAUAGCUUCAAGAUUUGGCAAUAAUUUUCAUAAUCAUCGGCCACAAUUAUAUUUUGAAAAUCCAGCAUCAAGUAAAGAGGCUGCAUUUGUUAGUGAAUUAUUAUCAACUAGGCCAUUGAUUGGAACCGAAGCCAAUAAAGAGGCUGUAUUGGCACAAUUAUCGACAGCUCAAUGUAUACAUUUUUCAUCAUAUAUUAUUGAUAAUACUGAUGGUGAUCCACUUAAAAUGGCUACAGGUCUUGGUAUUGCCAUAUCACCAUCCGAUGUACUUAUUGGUGAUAGUGCACAUCAAUUACAUGAUCAUGAAUAUCUAUUGACACCACAUGAUCUGAUUAGUAUUGGCCUUUCAUCCAAAUUGGUUGUUAUUUCUUGCCCGGCAAUAUCAUCACGAUCGACUAAUCAUGCAGCUGCAUUGAAUGCAGCAACCACAUAUAAUUCAUCACAAGUAUUGAAAACAAUAACAUCGGCAUUACUACAAGCUGGCGCUGCUUGUGUUCUUCUUACAUUAUGGCCAGUAUCAUUAAGUGCAUUGCAAGUUUUAUUUCGUAUAUUCUAUUGUUCAUUAUUACAAGGAACUAGAGUAUCAACAGCAUUAAAAGAAGCAGUAAGCACCAUACAGAAUACAACACAUUUUUCACAUCCACGAAAUUGGGCCGGUUUCAUAUUGAUCGGUUCUGAUGUACGACUAUCAUCACAAGUGGCAUUGAUGUCAUCAUCAUUAGCAACGAUGAUUAAAACACCGGAAAAAUCACGUGAUGCAAUGCGUGUUGUAUUACAUUUAGUUGAAAAAUCGUUACAACGUAUUCAACGUGGUCAAAAAAAUGCAAUGUACACUACUGUUCAAAGUAUUGAGAAUAAAGUUGGCAUCAAUACACAAGGAUGGCGUGAAUUACUUAUAGCUGUUGGAUUUCGUUUCGAACCAUCAUCAACAAAUGGCCUACCAGCUUGUGUUUUUUUUCCACAAUCCGAUCCAAAUGGUCGUCUACAACGAUGUUCGAAUGCAUUGCAAGCAAUAUUAGCACUUUCACCGGCUACCAUAGCUGCCGUUUCAAAAUUGAUCUCAAAUUCAUCUGAAUUUGUUAGCCAUAUAAUUGAUAAACUUGAUCAUAUUGUUCAAUAUGGUCAAUGUCAUGAUGUACAUCAAUCAUCAUCAUCAUCAUCAUCAUCUUCGUUAUUAUUAUCAUUACUUGCAUCAUAUCUAGAAACAUUGAAUCUCAAACUUUGGUCCAUACAAGGUUGUCAUGAACUUUAUGCAUCACUUGGUUUUGAUCUAAUGGAAGUUGGUGCCGAUUCUGUUACGCUUCGUGCUGGAAAAAAUGCAAAUUUUCGUACUAUUAUGUUUACAUUACAAUCAUUACAGGCAUUAUUUGACAAUGAAAAUCGUGAAACAAUCGACAAUGAUCAACUGCAACAACAACAACAACAACAACAACAACGAACAAGUGCUACAACCAACAAUCUUAAUGAAAAUGAUUCAAAAUCACCAGAUGAAUGUAAUAUUCAUACACGACAAUCAAGUUUAUCGACAAUCAUAUCAUCACAUAAUAGUAUAGCAUCAUCAUCGAUCAUAGCUGAAUCAUCACCAGGAUCAAGAGGAUUUUCAAUUGGUCGUAAUCCAUUGGAUGUUGAAUUGAUUGAAAUGAAAUUAAAAUCAAUGAUGCCCAAUACUAAUAAUAAUACAAUACGAACAGAAGAUCAUUCACAAUCGACAACCAGUUCACAAUCAUCGAUAGCAACAUCAAACACUGUAUUGAAUAGACAAUUAUCAUCGUAUACAUAGACAUAUAACUAACAAACAGGAAAAUCUAGUCAACAGAAAAAAAAAAUUUUUUUUUAUUAUUGUCACACACACACACAGAGGAAAAUUUCUCAUUUGAUACUAGGUCUAACUAUUUCAUGACUAUUCAAAAUCGAAAAAAUAGCUUGAAUUUUUAUCAAGAAAUAAAUUAACUAUAUACCACAAUCAUCAAACCAUUUAAUUAAGUCAUAAAAUGUUCAGACAAUUUUUAAAU
This is a messenger RNA of Dermatophagoides farinae (American house dust mite), 7273 nucleotides long. The record is from RefSeq and is a predicted model, not a curated record. NCBI's taxonomy places the organism in Eukaryota, Metazoa, Arthropoda, Arachnida, Sarcoptiformes, Pyroglyphidae.